This is a messenger RNA of Pyricularia oryzae 70-15, 2837 nucleotides long. RefSeq names its product ferric reductase. Lineage: Eukaryota; Fungi; Ascomycota; Sordariomycetes; Magnaporthales; Pyriculariaceae. Gene Ontology annotation, biological process: iron ion transport; intracellular iron ion homeostasis; copper ion import. Bases 647 to 2743 code for a protein of 698 amino acids. Gene Ontology annotation, molecular function: ferric-chelate reductase activity. Gene Ontology annotation, cellular component: plasma membrane. The record is from RefSeq and is a predicted model, not a curated record. The transcript has a single exon.
UUCGCGAGCAAAUUCCCUUUUUCUCCAGCUGGACGUGGGGAACGGUGAGCAUAUUAGCAAUUAUACCCAGUCCCAAGGUCUCGGCGCCUCUUGAUUCCUGUCCACGCUGCAACCAAGAAAACGAAAAAAGGCAAGAAACAGGCAACUUUAAAGAGAAGAAAAAGACCACGACCCGACUCGAGAGCCCCCUUUUCGCCAGAACCCAAAGAAAGGACGACCAAGAAAUUGCAUCCCAUUUGUGGUGACGUUUAUGUUUUCCGAGCUUCCAGAUUUGGGCCAAACUGGUCAACGGAAGCAAACCUUAAUCGACAAGACAUUUCAUUUCCCCAAGACUUUUUGAUCGAUUUAUCCAAAAAGGCCAUCAAAUCAACCGCACCCCAUCUCUCCGUCUCGAAAGGAACGGCAGUCACCGGUAUUUGCAACCCGACCCGAUCGGAAGCAAGGCAUCCUACCUAAUCCGCCACGUGCGUGCGCCGCGCAUUGAACCUCCUGCAGGUUGUCAUAUAAGAGGGGGGGACUGGCCACAGGCCGUCCGAUCAACGUCGACCCUUGCGCGCGUCACUUGCCGCGGGAGGAUUUAGUCUUUUUUUUUUGUCCUUUUCGUCUUUCUUCCCAUCCCCUCCCUCACACACCACGCACAGCAACCAUGACUUCCCAAAAGUCGUCGGCGCUGUCGGCGCGACACAUUCAGGAUUUCACCAACGCCACCAAUGUCGUCAGCUACUGGGGCUACGCAGACCGCAUCGUGCCCUGCGCCAACGACCCGGGCAGCUGCGCGUACCUCGACCUCGUCUACGAGAGCCACUCCACCGGCAUGCUGUACACGGGCAUCAUGUGGGCUCUGAUCCUCGGCAUCCUGUUGGUAUGGGCCUUUAUGCGCAAGGUGUUUCCCUCGGCGCCGGCCCCGGUCGACGUUGCUUCUUCGAGGGUCGAGGACGGGCAAGCGCCGGCGAAAUCUGCCGUCACCAGGCUGCGCAACGCGAUCGCUUCUUCGUCGAGGCGCUGGCUCCUGCCAGAGUCGAUGAGGUGGUUGUUUGGCCACGUCACCCGCCUGCAGCUGGCCGUCCUGGGCAUUGUCAUCAUCUACCUGACCAUCUUCAGCUUUGCCGGCAUCUACUACGCCUCGUGGGUCACGCCCGUCAAGAACAUGCCGGGCGUCUACAACUUCCGAUCCAGUCUCGGCCCCUGGUCCAACCGCGUGGGUGUCUUCGCCUAUGCCCUGACGCCCAUGUCCGUCAUGCUGGCCAGCCGCGAAUCUAUCCUCUCCAUCUUGACCGGCGUGCCGUACCAAUCCUUCAUGUUUAUGCACCGCUGGCUGGGCUACAUCAUGUUUGCCCAGUCCGUCCUGCACACCAUCGGCUGGUGUAUCAUCGAGAUCCGCCUCUACCAGCCCCAACCCAAGGUCGGCAUCGAGUGGAUCACCCAGACCUACAUGAUCUGGGGCCUGGUCGCCAUGAUCCUCCUGACCAUCCUGGUCCUCCUGAGCACCAAGUGGGCCAUCCGCGCCUUUGGCUACGAGUUCUUCCGCAAGGCCCACUACGUCCUCGCCAUGGUCUACAUCGGCGGCGCCAUCGCCCACUGGGAGGGGCUCAUGUGCUUCCUGGUCCCCGGCAUCCUGCUCUGGUUCGUCGACCGGGCCGCGCGUCUCGUGCGCACCGGCCUGCUGCACUACAACUACCUCGAGGACGGCACGCUCGGCUUCGGUUCCGCCAAGGCCUCUGUGCAAAUGUUUGAGGACGCCGAGGGCGACGGCGACGUCGUCCGCCUCGACUUUGACCACCCGCACCAGGCCUGGGCCAUCGGCCAGCACUUCUUCCUCACCUUCCCCGAGCUCAGCAUCUGGCAGAGCCACCCCAUGACCCCGCUCGCACCCCCCGUCAUGCCGGGCGCCGCCGGCGGCAAGACCGGAUCCAGGCACUCGUACGUCAUGCGCGCCAAGGCCGGCGAGACCAAGAAGCUGGCCCUCCUAGCGGCACAGAAGCUCGCCGCCGGUGGUGCAGGAGCAGAGUCGACAACCGCCGAAAAGACUGCCGCCAGCAGCGGCAGCAGCCAAAACAACAACGAGAGCAGUAAAACCCCAACGCCGACCGUCUCGGUCAUCCUGACCGGCCCCUACGGCCAAUCCAUCAUGCACAGCCUGCGGUCCGACGCCAACGUCCUCUGCGUGGCCGGCGGCACGGGCAUCACGUUUGUGCUGCCGCCGCUGCUGGAGAUUGUGCGCAGCGCCCCCGUCCCCGGGCGCAAGAUGGAGCUGGUCUGGGCGGUCCGGCACGCGCGCGACAUGGCGUGGGUGGCGCCCGAGCUGGCCGAGCUGCGCGCCGCCAGCGCGACGCACAACCUGCACAUCGACGUCUACGUGACGCGCGACGCCAAGACGCGGUCCGGCAAGGUCGCGGGCGGCAAGGACGAGUCGGCGGCGAGGAACGACGUCGCGACCGUGUCGGGCUCGUCGGCGGGCUCCAUCUCCUCGGGCGAGGAGGUCGAGGAGGAGGCCAACGUGGCGGUGCACCGGUCCGGCCACGUCGAGAACCCCCAGGUGCGUAGGCCAAAGAUGGACGCCAUCGUCGCUGGGUUCGUCGGCGGCGUCGCGGCCGGCUCGACGACCGUGUACGCCAGCGGACCGCUCGAGAUGGUGGGUGAUUUGCGCGUUGCGGUCGCCAGGCAAAACGACAGCGGCAAGGUGUGGCGGGGCGAGGAGAGGUUUGACGUGCGGCUGGUGAGCGAUGACCGUAUUGAAUGGUAAACGUUUGCGUGUUUACGUGUUUGCGCUUUUUCCUAGCUGUUUUCAAAUCUAGAGAUACCAUAUAAAUCAUAAUAUCAAGCUUCGACUUAGACUC